Anneissia japonica is the source of this 1551-nucleotide messenger RNA. RefSeq names its product protein ALP1-like. Bases 76 to 1401 code for a protein of 441 amino acids. The record is from RefSeq and is a predicted model, not a curated record. The transcript is spliced from 3 exons. Lineage: Eukaryota; Metazoa; Echinodermata; Crinoidea; Comatulida; Comatulidae.
CCGAUCAGCCAUCAUAAACUUUUCUCCACUUACAUGCGGUUGACAAUCUAUAAAUAAUAGUGCUGUGUUGUGAAAAUGUUACCUUCAAGAUUAUUACCUGCGUUUUUACCCCUUCUUCUACAAAUUAAUUCCGGAAACGACCACGAGCUUAAUGAAAGUACUGCCUUGCUGUUGUGUAUGCUUUUGGAGUAUAUACUCAUUAAUUUGAAAACGCAAGAGAGGAUUCGACAACAACGCCGGCUCAGAUACCUUCGGUAUGCGGAGGAACAACGCGAACUAGGGCAGAUUAUGUUCGUCUUACAUACAAGUCAGGAUGCAACCACCGCUAGAAGGCGGCUCUGGCGAAAAAAGAAGAGUGUCCAUUGGUGGGAAACCAUUGUGCCUUUGUAUUCUGAUAAAGACUUUAUCGAAAAUUUCAGGUUAAACAAAGAAACGUUCAAAUAUGUUGUCGACGAGCUGCGACCAUUCAUCGAGAAGUCCGAGAACAACAACGGUCCAACAUUUUCUACCGAAUGGAGGGUUGCUAUGACGCUGUACAGGCUAUCAUCGGGGAUUCCAUUCAAUAGAACUGCUAAUCAGUUUGGCUCUGCCAAAUCGACAGCUUGCACUAUAUACCACGAAGUUUGUGAAGCUAUUGAAGCUGUAUUAAUGCCAAAAUUCAUUACUUUUCCAACUGGACAAGAACUUAAGAAAAACAUUGAGAAAUUUAAAAUGAAGGGUGGCUUCCCUCAAGUUGUUGGUGCGAUAGAUGGUACCCACAUUGCAAUUAUUGCACCAAGGGAUCAGCCUCAAGACUAUUACAACAGGAAGGAAUAUUAUAGCAUCGUACUCCAAGGUGUUGUUGAUGCCAACGGCAUGUUCAUAGACACAUUUUGUGGCAUGCCAGGAAGUGUAAACGAUGCCAGGGUCUUCCACAUUUCUAACUUUGGCGAAGCGAUAAAGGAUGGAAAGAUUUUCAAACCUUAUAUUGAAGAGACUUUAAAUGGAACAAACAUACCUCCAUUGAUAUUAGGAGAUGGGGCUUACCCAUUAUUAACCAAUUUAAUGAGACCAUUUCCAAACCGUCCAAACAAGCCAAGGGAACAAACUCGUUUUAAUUAUAAGUUAUCCCAAUGUAGGGUUAUUGUUGAACACGCUUUUGGGAGGUUGAAGGGCAGAUGGCGGAUAUUACUAAAACGAAAUGAGCAUGAGACGCAUAAGCUGCGCCCAGUUGUACAAGCUUGUUGUACAUUGCACAAUAUAUGCACAAGUAAUGGCGUUCCAUAUCGAAAUGCAUGGACUGAUGAUGAGGUUAGGAACAGCCUAUCUAACCAACCCACCAGAGUAAAUCGUAUUGUUCAAGGUCCAAGGGCCGAGCAAGUUAGAAAUGCCAUUAUUACAGAAUUAAUAAAAACCGAGUAAGUUUUUUGCGCCUGGAAACACAGGCUCAAAGUUAGUUUAUGACAACAUUGUAAUAUUGCUUUUGUUGGUUUAUGCUCGUGUGGGGGUGUGUGUAUACAUGUAAAUACAUAAAAAAAAGUUUUUUCUGAAUAAAUUAUUUACUUGCAUGAA